AUGUCCUGCUACGAGCGAUGUCCCCCCACGUCCUGCGGCCCUACGCCGCUGGCCAACAGCUGCAACGAGCCCUGUGUCCGGCAGUGCCAGGACUCCACCGUGGUCAUCCAGCCAUCCCCCGUGGUGGUCACCCUGCCCGGGCCCAUCCUCAGCUCCUUCCCACAGAACACCACCGUGGGAUCCUCGGCAUCCGCAGCUGUUGGGAGUGUUCUGAGCGCCGAGGGUGUCCCCAUCAACUCGGGCAGCUCCUUGGGCUUUGGCGGCCUUGGGGGCUUUGGCUACCCUGGGUUGGGCAGUGGCUACAGCCGGCCCUACAGGCGCUACAACACCUCCCGCAGUGGCUUCUACUAA
Messenger RNA from Passer domesticus (house sparrow), 351 nucleotides. Its product is annotated as feather keratin 4-like. Gene Ontology annotation, molecular function: structural constituent of cytoskeleton. The transcript has a single exon. Gene Ontology annotation, cellular component: intermediate filament. The record is from RefSeq and is a predicted model, not a curated record. Bases 1 to 351 code for a protein of 116 amino acids. NCBI's taxonomy places the organism in Eukaryota, Metazoa, Chordata, Aves, Passeriformes, Passeridae.